CACUCAUCCACCGGCAUUCGUUCUGUACAUCGCUAGAGAACAACAUGCCGCCAAAAGGAGGAGGAAAAGCCGCCAAGAAGGCCGGUAAGGCCAGGCCCGCCGGAGCCAAGGGCAAGAGGAGGAGAAAGAGGAGGGAGACCUUCGGUGUCUACAUCUACAAGGUGCUCAAGCAGGUGCAUCCCGACACCGGUGUCUCCAGCAAGGCCAUGGGUAUCAUGAACUCCUUCGUCAACGACAUCUUCGAGCGUAUCGCCGCUGAGGCUUCCCGCCUGGCUCACUACAACAAGCGCUCCACCAUCAGCAGCCGGGAGAUCCAGACCGCCGUACGUCUGCUCCUGCCUGGUGAGCUGGCAAAGCACGCCGUCAGCGAGGGCACCAAGGCCGUCACCAAGUACACCAGCUCCAAGUAAACUGUCUGACCGCCCGACCAGUAUACCCCGGCCCUUUUCAGGGCCACCCACAUCUCCCAAAAAGAUCUGUAUCGUUUCCGAACACUGCACCACUCUUAGCGGCAUCGCCCGGCUCUUUAAAUCCAAUGAAGGACAUACAGAGGCUAUUGAAACUUAUUCCUCUUUUCUGUUCUACGUCAAUAGCUAAACGCAGACACAGAAACCACUCAUGUAUCUGGGCUAUCAUCACAACACAAUUACAAGCUGGUAUGGCCUAUGGAUUAAGGUAUUGCAUUGAAAUCGCACGCAUAUGUAGACACUGCAGUCUAGAAGAUGAACAUCAUUUUUGAAUGUAGUUUGUACAAGAAAGAGCUGAACU
Branchiostoma floridae (Florida lancelet) is the source of this 768-nucleotide messenger RNA. Its product is annotated as histone H2B-like. Gene Ontology annotation, molecular function: protein heterodimerization activity; structural constituent of chromatin; DNA binding. Gene Ontology annotation, biological process: nucleosome assembly. Lineage: Eukaryota; Metazoa; Chordata; Leptocardii; Amphioxiformes; Branchiostomatidae. The coding region runs from base 45 to 410 and encodes 121 amino acids. The transcript has a single exon. The record is from RefSeq and is a predicted model, not a curated record. Gene Ontology annotation, cellular component: nucleosome.